Messenger RNA from Sphenostylis stenocarpa, 1113 nucleotides. Lineage: Eukaryota; Viridiplantae; Streptophyta; Magnoliopsida; Fabales; Fabaceae. The record is from the annotation of a GenBank genome assembly.
AUGACAGUACCAAUGGCUGCAGCAGAAGAAGCACCCAUCCAUGGCGAUAUCCUAGAGGCAAUAUUCUCGCACGUGCCACUAAUCCACCUCGUGCCAGUAUAUCACGUGUCAAACUCCUGGAAGCGUGCGGUCUCCUCCUCCCUCGCUCAUCUCCGACCCAUCAAGCCCUGGCUCAUCGUCCUCACCCAGAGCCCACGCGCCUCGCACGUGACAACUCUGCACGCUUACGACCCUCGCUCCCACGUGUGGCUCGAGAUAAAAGACUGUACUCGUCCGCAAGCCUCUCCGGUGCGCUCCUCUCACUCCACGCUGCUCUACACGCUCACCCCCGCCGAGUUCACCUUCUCCCUCGAUGCGCUGCACCUCCACUGGCACCACGCGCCACCCCCGCGUGUGUGGCGCACCGACCCCGUCGUGGCUCGUGUGGGCUCGCGCGUCGUGGUGGCUGGCGGCGCGUGCGAGUUCGAGGACGACCCGCUCGCGGUAGAGAUGUACGACGCGGAAAGCCGCGUUUGGGAGACGUGCCCUUCCAUGCCGGCGCUGCUGAAGGGCUCCACGGCGUCGUUGUGGCUGUCAGUGGCAGUCACCGGAGAGGUUAUGCACGUGACGGAGAAACACUCCGGAGUGACGUACUCGUUCGAUACUGUGAUGAAAAAGUGGAAGGGACCCUUUGAUUUGAGACCUGAUGAGAGUGUUUUUCACUGCGUCACCGGAAUCUUAGGGGAGCGGUUGAUGGUGGCCGGGGUGGUGGGGGAAUUUGGCAACGUGAGAGGAGUGAAGCUGUGGGAGGUUCGGGGGGGAUUAGGUUCGGGGAUGGUGGAAGUGGGGGAGAUGCCAAAGGAGAUGAUUCGGAAGGUGAUGGAUGGUUCGGAGUUAGGUUCGGUGGAGGUGACAUGGAUUGGGAAUUUUGCUUACGUGAGGAACACUUCCGUAGCGGAGGAAUUGGUGGUGUGUGAGGUAUUGAACGGCGUUGGGUGCGAGUGGAGGAGUGUAAAAAACGCCGCCGUGAACCACGGUACGAGGAUGGUGGUUUGCGGCGGCAACCUGUGCAUGGAGGAUCUGCAGCGGGCGGCGAUGUCGGAGAAUUGGACAUUUUACAUGAAACACGUGUGA